Molecule: messenger RNA, 1047 nt
Organism: Dunckerocampus dactyliophorus (ringed pipefish)
Lineage: Eukaryota; Metazoa; Chordata; Actinopteri; Syngnathiformes; Syngnathidae
Product: GTP cyclohydrolase 1-like
Exons: 6
Coding region: 21-680 (219 amino acids)
Biological process (GO): tetrahydrobiopterin biosynthetic process; tetrahydrofolate biosynthetic process
Cellular component (GO): cytoplasm
Molecular function (GO): GTP binding; zinc ion binding; GTP cyclohydrolase I activity
Source: RefSeq, a predicted model, not a curated record
GAACGCAGCGCUGAGCCGGAAUGGAGAUGAACGGAGUUGUUUCCGAGUAUCUGAGGAAGUGUGUUGAGAUGAAACGCAACAGUUUGUGCAUGGAAGAGAAGGAAUCCAAUGAGACUGCAGAUGAAACCAAAGUGUCUCACAUAGAAAACGCUUACAGCACGAUACUGAUGGAGCUCGGAGAGGACGUCAACCGAGACGGACUUCUGCGAACACCACUGCGUGCCGCCAAAGCCAUGCAGUUCUUCACCAGAGGCUACAAAGAAACCACCCAGGACGUCUUGAAUGACGCCAUCUUUGAUGAAAACCACGAGGAGAUGGUGAUUGUCAAGGACAUUGACUUGUUCUCUCUGUGUGAGCAUCACCUAGUACCCUUCUUUGGCAAGGCUCACAUAGCAUAUCUUCCAAAUAAGAAGGUGGUUGGUCUGAGCAAGAUAGCAAGAAUCGUGGAGGUCUAUAGCAGGAGACUUCAAGUCCAGGAGCGUCUAACCAAGCAGAUUGCUUCGGCCAUCGUUGAGGCGCUGGAGCCUACUGGAGUGGCGGUGGUCAUCGAGGCUGUUCACAUGUGCAUGGUGAUGAGAGGCGUGCAGAAGAUUAAUGCAAAUACUGUGACGAGUGUCAUGUUGGGAGCCUUCCACGAUGAUCCCGAGACCCGAAAGGAGUUCCUUGACCUCACACUGUAAAAUGAAGAGGUUGACCUUUAACGGGCAAAGAACUGUAUCGUGAAAUCUACUCGCAUUUUCCAUCAUGACAGUGGAUUACAAAUCUGGGAAGUUAGCUCAGUGAGCAUCCAAAAGACGACAGAUGAAAGAUUUGUCCUGUAAAAUUGUAAUGAUACCCAUAAGAUCCAGUAAUGGAACUUAUUGUGACAUCGAAAAGUAUCUUUAACUCAAUUUUUCUUUUGAUUUUCUGAAAUCUGCAAUUGUAUUUUUUUCAUGUAUUUGAUUUGUUUCCAUGCAGGUUUCUUAUAUGAUUUAACUGUAACAUUGGAAUCAAACUGUCAUGCAUCAGUCAAAGUUUGUGUCAAAUUCAUAUGCACAAUAUAAUAAA